Molecule: messenger RNA, 3399 nt
Organism: Seriola dumerili (greater amberjack)
Lineage: Eukaryota; Metazoa; Chordata; Actinopteri; Carangiformes; Carangidae
Product: zinc finger SWIM domain-containing protein 6
Exons: 14
Coding region: 1-3399 (1132 amino acids)
Cellular component (GO): Cul2-RING ubiquitin ligase complex
Molecular function (GO): zinc ion binding
Source: RefSeq, a predicted model, not a curated record
AUGGCGGAGCGCGUACAGCAGCCCCCAGCCAAGCGGCUCUGCUGUAGACCGGGCUACAAUGCAACAUGUAGGCAAGGCCAGCGGGCCGUGUGGGCGCCGUGCGGCGGCUCGGCAGCCACCCAGGGCGAGUCGAGCAAAACCCAGAGCCCGGAGUCUCUCCUGGACAUCGCGGCGAGGAAAGUCGCGGAGAAGUGGCCGUUUCAAAGGGUAGAGGAGCGUUUCGAGCGGAUCCCGGAGCCCGUUCAGAGACGGAUCGUGUACUGGUCUUUCCCGAGGAGCGAACGGGAGAUCUGUAUGUACUCGUCGUUCAACACAGGCGGGGAGGAGAUCGGGAGUAGCGCGGAGAGCGGCGACGACACGCGGCUGCCAUUCCGACGGGGCAUCGGUCUGCUGGAGAGCGGCUGCGUGGACAACGUACUGCAAGUCGGGUUUCACCUCAGCGGCACAGUCCGGGAACCCGCCACGUCCUCAGAGCCCGAGCUGGUCUGCAACGUGAGCGUCAGCUUCGACCGCUGCAAAAUCACAGCGGUGACGUGCAGCUGCGGCAACAAAGAUAUCUUCUACUGCGCCCAUGUUGUGGCGCUCUCGCUGUACCGGGUGCGGAAGCCCGAGCAGGUCAAACUGCGCCUGCCCAUCUCAGAGACACUUUUCCAAAUGAACAGAGAUCAGCUGCAGAAGUUCGUUCAGUACCUGAUCACUGUGCAUCACACUGAAGUGCUGCCGACGGCGCAGAAGCUGGCGGACGAAAUACUGUCGCAGAACUCGGAGAUCAACCAGGUUCAUGGAGCUCCGGAUCCGACGGCGGGGGCGAGCGUGGACGACGAGAACUGUUGGCAUCUGGACGAGGAACAGGUUCAGGAACAGGUGAAGCUCUUUCUCUCCCAGGGCGGGUACCAUGGCUCGGGAAAGCAGCUCAACUUACUGUUCAGCAAGGUGAGAGAGAUGCUGAGGAUGAGGGACUCCAACGGAGCUCGCAUGUUAACGCUGAUCACAGAGCAGUUCAUGGGCGACCCCAGACUGGUGCUGUGGCGGCAACAGGGAACCACCAUGACUGACAAGUACAGGCAGCUGUGGGAUGAACUAGGGGCCCUGUGGAUGUGCAUCGUGUUGAACCCACACUGUAAACCCGAACAGAAAGGCUUCUGGCUUCGACAGCUUCGCAGGUGGAACAGCGUGGACGUCUGCCCCUUGGAGGACGGUAACCAUGGCAGCGAGCUGACCAAUCUGACCAACGCUCUGCCCCAGGGCCCUCCCGGCAACCCAGACUCACUGACUCGGCCUCACCGGACCGUGUUCACGCGAGCGAUCGAGGCCUGCGACCUGCACUGGCAGGACCCUCACCUGCAGCACAUAAUCACCGUGGACCACUAUGCCAACUACUGUUACCAUGACAACCUGGACAGCUCCCUCUUCGACGCCCGAGGGUGGCCCCUGUGGCACGAGCACGUCCCCACGGCCUGCGCCCGAGUGGACGCCCUGAGAUCACACGGUUACCCCAAGGAAGCGCUCAGGCUGGCCAUCGCCAUAGUCAACACACUGAGGAGGCAACAGCAGAAACAGCUGGAGUUCUUCCGCACUCAUAAAAAAGAGCUGCUCCAUAAAGGCAUAACAUCAGUUACCAACCUGGAGGGUUGGGUGGGCCACCCUCUGGACCCCAUCGGCACACUGUUCAGCACCCUGAUGGAGACGGGUCAGGCCGGCGAGGACGGGGCCACGGUCCUGCUCGACUUCUCAGGCUCGCUAGCUUCAGGUAGGAAGACGGAGCAUCCUGUUUCCCCCGCGCAGCGUUUCCUGGAGGAAGGAGAGUCGUUCGUGUCGCUGGCCGUGGAGACGGCUCUGAUUGGCCUGGGGCAGCAGAGGGUGAUGCCCGACGGCCUUUACGCACAGGAGAAAGUGUGUCGCAACGAAGAGCAGCUGUUGGCCAAGCUCCAAGAAGUCGAUCUGAGCGACUCGUUGGUGAAGAUCUUCCGGAAGCAAGCGGUUUUCCUGCUAGAGGCUGGUCCUUACAGUGGUCUGGGAGAAUUACUCUACAGAGAAAGCGUCCCCAUGCACACUUUUGCCAAGUAUCUCUUCACCUCGCUGCUACCUCACGACGCCGAACUGGCGUACAAAAUUGCACUGAGGGCCAUGAGGUUGCCGGUCCUGGAGUCCACGGCCCCCUCCGGUGACUUGUCCCGGCCUCACCAUAUAGUGUCAGUGGUGCCCAACCGCUACCCUCGCUGGUUCACUCUCAGCCACAUAGAGACCCAACAGUGUGAACUGGCCUCCACCAUGCUCACUGCUGCUAAAGGCGAUGCUCAUAAGCUACAAACAGUGUUAGAGUCCAUCCAGAAGAACAUCCACUCCUCAUCCCACAUCUUCAAACUGGCCCAGGAUGCCUUCAAAAUCGCCACUCUCAUGGACAGCCUGCCGGACAUCACGCUGCUCAAAGUCUCCCUGGAGCUGGGCCUCCAGGUGAUGAGAAUGACCCUCUCGACUUUGAACUGGCGGAGGAGAGAGAUGGUGCGAUGGCUCGUCACUUGUGCUACUGAAGUUGGUGUGUUUGCACUGGACAGCAUCAUGCAGAGCUGGUUCACCCUCUUCACCCCCACCGAAGCCACCAGUGUCGUGGCGAGCACAGUCAUGUCCAACAGCACCAUCGUCCGCCUGCAUUUGGACUGCCACCAGCAAGAGAACCUGGCCAACUCCGCCCGCACCCUGGCCCUGCAGUGUGCCAUGAAGGACCCCCAAAACUGUGCCCUGUCAGCGCUGACGCUCUGCGAGAAGGACCACAUUGCCUUCGAGACAGCCUAUCAGAUUGUACUGGAUGCAGCCGCCACAGGAAUGAACUACACACAGCUGUUUACAAUAGCACGCUACAUGGAGCACCGCGGUUAUCCUAUGAGGGCGUACAAACUAGCAACAUUAGCCAUGACUCACCUGAACCUCAGCUACAACCAAGACACACACCCGGCCAUCAAUGACGUGCUCUGGGCUUGUGCGCUCAGCCACUCGUUGGGGAAAAACGAACUGGCAGCUGUCAUCCCCCUGGUGGUGAAGAGCGUGAAGUGCGCUACUGUCUUGUCGGACAUUUUGCGGCGGUGCACGUUAACGACGCCGGGCAUGGUGGCGCUGCACAGUCGCAGAAACUCUGGGAAGCUGAUGUCUCUGGACAAGGCUCCACUCAGGCAGCUACUGGACGCCACGAUCGGGGCCUACAUCAACACGACGCACUCUCGGCUGACGCACAUCAGCCCACGCCACUACAGCGAGUUCAUCGAGUUCCUUAGCAAAGCCAGAGAGACGUUUCUCAUGGCGCACGACGGACACAUCCAGUUCACACAGUUCAUAGACAACCUGAAACAGAUAUACAAGGGCAAGAAGAAACUCAUGAUGCUCGUUCGAGAGAGAUUCGGUUGA